Penicillium paradoxum is the source of this 483-nucleotide messenger RNA. Its product is annotated as hydrophobin family protein. Gene Ontology annotation, molecular function: structural constituent of cell wall. The coding region runs from base 1 to 483 and encodes 160 amino acids. The transcript is spliced from 2 exons. Lineage: Eukaryota; Fungi; Ascomycota; Eurotiomycetes; Eurotiales; Aspergillaceae. The record is from RefSeq and is a predicted model, not a curated record. Gene Ontology annotation, cellular component: fungal-type cell wall.
AUGCAGUUCACUCUCUCCGCUAUUGUCCUCGGCCUCGCUGCCACUGUCUCUGCUCUUCCUCCUUCCGCCGGUGGCGUUGGAAGCGGCAAUGGUGUCGGCAACAAGGGAAACACCCACGUCAAGUUCCCUGUUCCUGACAACAUGACCGUCAAGCAGGCUCAGGCCAAGUGCGGUGACCAGGCUCAGCUCUCCUGCUGCAACAAGGCCACCUACGCCGGUGACACCACUGAUAUCAACUCUGGCAUUCUGGGCGGCACCCUCAGCAACCUCAUCGGUUCUGGUUCCGGUGCCAGCGGCCUUGGUCUCUUCGACCAGUGCUCCAAGCUCGACCUCCAGAUCCCCAUCAUUGGUAUCCCCAUCCAGGAUCUCAUCAACCAGAAGUGCAAGCAGAACAUCGCCUGUUGCCAGAACUCUCCUUCCAGCGCCAACUCCGACCUCGUUGGUCUCGCUCUCCCCUGCGUUGCCCUUGGCUCCAUCAUCUAA